CCGGAAGGCACCACAGCAGCGGAGAUUUCUCCAGGCCUCAUACCCUGAUGAUUUCACCGGGCCACCCCAGGUGGAGCAGUUGGUACCAUUUUCAUACCCAACCUUGGUGAGCUGGAAAUGCCAAAAGAAGUAAUUAGCAUCUCCAGGGCCUGUGAGGAACAAAUACUUUGAACUUUGUGAUGGAAAAACAGAGAUGGACGUGCCCUCAACCUGCUGAGAUGACAGACAACCAACCGUGAGUGCCUUCACCGAACAGACUGCUUAACCGCACAGCUCUGUUGACUUCUGGGAAGGAUCCCCUUCUGAUUAUGGAUCAUUAAAGGUCAACCUUCUCAGAGGAGAAUCGCAGCAAAGACGAAUACCCUGAUCCUGAGCCUUCACCCUUCUUUACCCUCCGGCGAACCCGGACUGUUAUUGAUACCUCUGGUCCUUUACAUGGGAAAGGAAAUCCUGAAUUGAGCUUGACUGAAGCUUCAUCAGGAGACCAGAUCUGUUGUUCCAGGGUUGCAGACAUAGCCAGCUAUUUUCCUUGUUGAAAAGACAAAUUAUCUACAGAAGAAAGAGCCAAACCACAGGAGCCAUCCUCUUAACAUCUGACUGUCAUCUGUGAAGGUCCGUGUGCCUGCCCAGUGCGGGUGAGGGCAGCCGGAGCAGGCCUGAGGCUCUAAUCCACCUUCAGGAAUCCGUGCCUAGCCGUGUGAUUUGUGUUUCAUCAUUGGGAUUUCUCUUUCGAAUUCCUUCUCUAUCCAGCAUCUGUGUGUCCAGCCCAUCAGCAGGAGGGGCCCCCUGACAAGGGAGAGCCACAAUGGCCAAUCUGAAGAAAAGGAUAUUCAAAUUCCUCAUCCUCCUGAUCCUGCUCAUCUUCGUCCUGAACAUAUCCCUCGUCCUGGUCCCCACCACCUGGCUCCCCAAGCAACUGAUGCAGGAGUUAUCGGACUUAAUGAAUUUACUGAAACCGUACAACAAGGUUUGCAGCUGUGCACGCUGCAUUGAGGAGAGGGGCAUCUCGCUCUGGUUCGACAAUAGGUUCAACAGUUCCAUACCACCGCUGCUGACGUUGGUGAAUGCCGUUCUAGAUAAAAACACCUCUAGGUGGUGGCUGAGUCUCCAAAUGGAGAAGAAUCCCAGUCGUUACAAUGACACCAUCGUGAAGCUCUUCCAGGUGAUCCCUGGGGACAUAGACCCCCUGUUGCAGAAGAGAUUGGGAAGCUGCCGGCGCUGUGCCGUUGUGGGCAAUUCUGGCAACCUGCGAGAUUCCUGGUAUGGUGCCCAGAUUGACAACCAUGACUUCGUGUUUAGGAUGAAUAAAGCCCCCACAGCUGGCUUUGAAGACCACGUUGGGAGCAAGACCACCCACCACUUCCUGUACCCUGAGAGCUACCGAGAACUUGGGCAGAACGUCAGCAUGAUUCUGAUUCCCUUCAAGAUUCUGGACAUGGAAUGGGUGGUGAGCGCCAUCACCACGGGCACCAUCACCCAGACCUACAUGGCAGUCUUCAGGAAGAUCAAAGUAAAGAGUGAAAAGAUCCUGGUCUACCACCCAGCCUUCAUCAAAUAUGUCUACGACAACUGGCUGCAGGGCCACGGGCGCUACCCCUCCACUGGCAUCCUGGCCGUCAUCUUUGCACUGCACGUCUGCGACGAGGUCAAUCUGUACGGCUUUGGGGCGAACAGCAAAGGAGACUGGCACCACUACUGGGAGACCAACCCCUCGGCAGGGGCUUUUCGCAAGACGGGUGUUCACGAUGGGGACUUUGAGUCCAACGUGACCUCCAUUUUGACCUCCAUCAACAAAGUCCGGAUCUUCCAUGGGAGAUGACGCUGCCCUGGGGCCCACCCCUCCAUGGCAGCCCCAUGACCGGCCUUGGGGGAGCCUCUUAUUCCCAGCACUGCGCUGCCUCUGCUGAGCGAGGCCUGCUCUGCCCUGGGCCGGGGAGAGAGGGGUAUGGCGGGGGGUCGGGAUUUGAAGGUGGAGAUGUGGAAGAGCAUCAAUCUCCACACUGGGUGAGGGUCAGGGCCUGGGUACCACAUCCUAAGGACUCCCAUAUUCCUCAGGGAGCACCGUCUCCCAGGAGGAAGGGCUGCAUCUGCUCUCUGCCAACGACCUUGCUGCAGAUUCAGCCUCUGGUGCUCCUGGGUGAGUGAGGCCAGCCAGCAUGGGACAGAGCGUGGUGGACACAGAGGAUGAGAUCUCUCUCCUUGCAUGAUGCCUGGCCCCUCAAUAGGGGGCGCUGCUCCCCACUCUAGCUUUCCAAAGUUCAUGCCAGGUGGCCAGGAGCAGUGCCCCCCACCGUCCCUGGCCUGGAGCCUCUGAGUCCUGCCAUGUCUCUCCUGCUGGGGCGCUCUGGAGGAAUCGUUCUUUCCAACUCAAAUUCUAGUAUGCAACAGCAGCCCCGGCGACUUUCAUGUGCCUUUGUCUUGGGAGGGGACCAGCGUGGGCUAAGAGGGGGCCCUGUGCCUCUGCCUGUACCCUGCAGCCGUUGCUUGCCGACUGGGCUCAUCCUUUGUGGUUUCUCCGGCUCUUCGGUGGCAGCAUGUCUCAGAGGAUACCAAUGUCACCUGGCAGGCAUUGAGCCUGGCACGGCCACUCCCACAGGCCCGGAAUGCUGGACUUUGUUCUCUCCUACCUUCCAAGUUGACUUCCCCAUGGGGCCUCCUCUGGCAGGUUUAAUCCUGUGGGUGGCAGAUGGUUGCAUGGCCCACAUCUGACUGUGUGGGAGAAAUCAUACCUCAUCCCCGGCCACCAGCUCCCACUGCUGUUGUCUGUCUGCCUCAUCCACUUUCCUGAUUAUUUAUUGAUGACUAUUUUCAACUCAUCUGACCUGAGCUGCACUUUGUAGUGCUAAUGUGGAUCCUGGUGUUUGUGUCAAGCUUACCGUUGCAUCCCGCCAACUGCCGCAGAGCGGCAAACUUCAAGCCAGCCUUUUUUAGGUAGCCCCUAGAUCUGGGCCUUUGGAGGGAUGGAAGAGCUCGCUGGUAGGCAGAUUCUGUGGUGUCGGGCUGGUGUUGAUCCACCCCCAUCCCUUCCAGCUCCACUUUUCUUCUUUCCUCAUUGUGAUUCCCUGUCAGGCUGGGAGUCUCCAAAACUCAGGGGGGGGAGCAUCUUGGGGCUGGGUGGGGAGUGAAGUCUCAGGCAUAAGAAGAGAAGUUAUUGGCCCUAGGUCCUGGCACUCAACAGAACCAAAGCUCGUUUCCUUUGGGCACAUUUGUUAAGAGACCAGAGUCACGGUAGGGGAAGUGGGGGGUCUUUCUGGCUGGAAUGUGAAGGUGCGUUACCGGGGUCUCCUCACCUGCACUUGGGCUCGUCCUGCUCUUCCCUGGCCUCCUUCUGCAGACAGGAGGGAGGGAUUAGGGGUACGUAACAGCCACGAGUGGUAUUGUGUCACUCCAGAACUCCUAGAAAUGACAUGUCAUUCCUUAACCUUCUUACUUCUGAACAAACUAGUUUCCUAACUGAACGUUUAAGUGGGGUUCUCCAAGAUCUACUGUCACUAUCUCUGUCACUGUCACUUUCCUUCCGUCAUUCAUUGAUAUGCUCAGGCGGGCCCAGUAAAGUCCAAGAUUCAGAAUAAAAAAUAAAAAAAAUGUUUGAAAACACACACAAACCUGUUCCCGCUUUAAAAUUCUCCAAAACGUGGGUCCUGCCUGGAGACUCAUACACUGCCAUCAGGCCCUUUAAGCCAGCAGGUAUCCCUGAAACCAGAGCUCAUAGUGGUGCUUGGGAACCAUGGCCUCUAGGAACACCUGCCAGUUGGCCUGUCAAACCCAGGGACGGAGCUGGGAAAAGAAAUACCAUGGACACCAGCUGCAGCGUGGCCUCCCACGAUCUCAGUGGAUCCUGCCAGCUGAGUGUGCUCAAGGAGGGCAGGGGCAGAGCCAGCACCUUGCUUCUGGUGGAAGAAGUAAGUUGUGGAGUUGGAGCCAUAACAAGCUUCCCAAGGGAGCUCAUGGUCAUGGCAAGGCUGCAAGGCACCAGGCUCAUGGUCCAGUCUCUGCUCCCUCCCACGCAGCCCUCCAACUUGGGAAGUGCCUUCCACACCCAACUCUGUCCUCUAAUAUUGUACAGAUAAGAAAAGCAAGACUCCUAAAGGGGCAGUGUCUCAGGGCUGGAGCAAGAGUACACCAGGUCAAACAUUUGCCUUGCAUGCAGCCAACCCUGUUGUAAUCCCCACCAUCCCAUAGGGUCCCCCAAACACCACUAGUUGUUCUGAGUGCAGAGCCAGGAGUAACCCUUGGGCAUUGCCAGGUGUGGCCCCAAAACCAAAAAUUAAAAUAUAAAUAUAUAGGCAGCAGGGGGAGGGGGUGACUUGGGAGGUUCAACAACUGACAGAGGGCACCAGCCAAAGCAGAGGGCACAAGCAGGCUACUUGUUUGAAGACUCGCAGGGGCCUUUCCCGGCCAGGCUCCCCCUGCAUCUCCCAGGCCUGGAAACUGGGCUCAGGUUCCAGGCUGUGUUUUGCUGCUGCGUUCAACCUCAGGUCAGCCUCCCUGGUGGUCCUGGCCCACAUUUCACUUUCCCAACGGCUCCCUGCCUGCUCAGUGUGUCUCCUGGGUCCUAGUGGCUUUACCCAAUAAAAGCCAGGCAUUACAGCUGGGUAUGAAAUGCGCGAGUGGGCAUUCUUCAGGUCUGAGAGUGGGAGGGUGUGUCUCACGGUGAGCUUGCAUCUUGAUGAGAGAGCAAAUAGCAGCCAACCUGGGGAACACUUGCCUCUGAGACUGAGGUUGGAAAGGCAGGUCCCAGAAAUGGCGGGUGGUGACAGCCCGGCCUUCAGUGGAGCAGGGCACUGGUUAUUUCUGAGCAAAAGCAUCUAUAGCCAAACCAGCCUCUAUAGCCACCCCCCUGGCUGCCCCUGUCCUUGCCCACCUGUUAAGUGGGAAGGGAGGGGCGAGUUUGAAGCCUCUAGAGCCAGGAGUGGUGGAAAGGACCAGGACUUGAGAAGGUUCUUGAACAGUUGCCUUUAAAGACUCAGGACCACAGAGAUAGUACAGUGUGUAGGUUACUUGCCUCACAUGUGGCUGCCCCAGGUUUGUUCCCUAGCUUCCCAUAUGGUCCCCUGAGGACCACCAGGAGCAAUCCCUGAGCACAGAGCCAGGAGUAAGCCCUGAGCAUUGUCAGGUGUGACUCCCAACCAAAGCCAAACCAAAUCAAUAAGAAACUCUGGGAUUAGUCCAGCAAACCACACGGGUGAGGCCAGGUGCAAAUAGGAUGCAAUAGCAGGGGAUCCCCAGAUCAAAGAGAGCAGUGGAAGGCAAGGAAGAUCGCAGCAACUCAAAGAGCAAGAGAUCGACAGGUGGCAGGCUGCCCUGUCCCAAGAGUCCCCAAAGGGGCUGCUGGUGACCAGUCCCACCCACCUCAACACCAACCAGACCUCAGCCCACUUGGAGAACUGUGCCGUUUCAUUUGCUUGUUACCGAGGUGGCCCGAAUAUGAACAGAAAAGUCCCCAGACCCCAUCAUGUCAGGAUGAUAAAAAAAAAUAGGAAACACCAUCUCCAAGGUGCCCAAGGUGGCAGCUGUGCCACCAGAAGCCAGCAACUGUCCUCGUAAGAACCCUGGGCAACCCCACAGUCCACCCGGGAGAGUUGGGUGUAUCCUCCACCCUGGAGUCUAAACAAACAUGUUUUGAGAGAGUCCACGAGCUUCGAGUUAGGAAAUUCUCCCACUCUGCUGUGCUCUGCAUCACUUCUCAGCAGACAAGAGUGGGGGACUUCAGAGGGACAGACACAUGCUAGGGCAUCUCAGGGCUGGUCUGCACAGGGCAUUCACAGCGUUUUCCUUAGCCACGGCUAAGCAGCAUCUUUAGCGGUGGUUGCAUUUCCUGAAAGCAACAUCUUCUGCAGCAGGCCUGCAUGCCUGCCAGGCCCACCCAGGAUCCAACUAACAGCUGAAUUUGUCUGCUCAGCCCAUGGACCACCUGCCACCAGCUUUAACAAUGCUCCCAAGGCCCAACGUGGGAUGCACAGUCACUAUAGCACUUCAUCGAAUGGACUCAAAGCCAAAGUUUCUUGAGCACUUUAUCUUGGUGAUCUUGCUUGGUUUUGGUUGUUGCUUUUAUCAUUUUUUUCCAGCUCCCCGAUCCCCAAUCCUCCCCUACCUCAAGCUUUGGCUUUUAUUUUUUUGUUUGUGUUCACAGUUGAUGUUCAUCUGAAUGCAUUUGGAGGAGAGUCUGCCUUCUUCAGCUUCUGCUUUGUCUUUUUUAUUGUUGAGCAUUUCCGAAAGUCCCUCUCAAAGUGAAUAAAAAAAGAGCUAUUUUAUCGUU
Molecule: messenger RNA, 6259 nt
Organism: Sorex fumeus (smoky shrew)
Lineage: Eukaryota; Metazoa; Chordata; Mammalia; Eulipotyphla; Soricidae
Gene: ST3GAL1
Product: ST3 beta-galactoside alpha-2,3-sialyltransferase 1
Exons: 8
Coding region: 806-1819 (337 amino acids)
Molecular function (GO): beta-galactoside (CMP) alpha-2,3-sialyltransferase activity
Source: RefSeq, a predicted model, not a curated record